AUGGAUACAACCUAUUCAGAAUCAGUUGAUUGUAAACAAUGGAAAAAGGAUGCAAUGAAUCUUGCAAUCAAGAAUAAUAUCUUUGGUGAUGAACCACUCAUCAUGGUAUACAACUUGGAUCACUUUAGAGCUUUGGCAAAGGAAUCAAACGAUAGAUUCAAUGGUAUUCAAACAAUGGCUGUUAAAUCAAACCCUGUUAUGAGUUUAUUAAAGGAAGCUAUAAAGAGUGGAUUAGGUGCUGAAGUUGCUUCAUUUGGAGAAUUAAAGAUUGCAGAAUUGGCUGGUUUUACACCAGAUAAAAUAAUUUAUGAUUCACCAAUUAAAACCAUUCAAGAAUUAGAAUAUGCCAUUAAUUUGGGAGUUGUAAUCAAUGUUGAUAACUUUCAAGAGAUGGAUCGAGUUGUAGAGAUCGUUGAAAAGUUGGAUGAAAAGAAGAAAUCAACUUUGGUGAUUGGUAUUCGUGUCAAUCCACAAGUACAAGCUGGCAAAUAUGCAGAUUUGAGCACUGGUGUCCCAACCUCCAAGUUUGGUAUUGGUUUGGAUGACAGUCGUGAAAGAAUCAUCUCUUACUAUACACAAUACAACUGGAUGCGUGGUGUCCACUUGCACGUCGGUUCACAAGGUUUUGAAAUGUACCAAACCAGUGACGCCGUCGUCAAGGUGAUGUCGUUGGUCAAGGAGAUCAACGGUCUCACCAACAAUCAAAUCACACACGUCAACGUCGGAGGAGGUCUCUCGGUCAACUUUGACACUGAACAAGACAAGCCAACCUUUACCGACUAUUCCACUCAUCUCAAGGAACGUAUUCCAGAGCUCUUUGACGGUUCCUUUACAUUGAUCUCUGAAUUUGGUCGUUCAUAUUGGGCCAAGUGCGGUGUCGUUAUUUCACAAGUGGAAUAUGCCAAAAAGUCUGGCGGUCGUGAUAUUGCCGUCGUUCAUGCCGGUGCCAACCUCUACAUCCGUACCAUCUACCAACACCCACUCUGGAAGCUCCGUGUCACCGUAUUUGACUCGACUGGUGUCUACCAAGACGGCAAGGACGGUGCUUCGGUCAUGGAUCUUGCUGGCCCAUGUUGUUUUGCUGCUGAUCUCCUCGUCAAGGAACGUCUCCUUCCAACCAUCAACAAGGGUGACUAUGUCAUGGUCCACGACUCUGGUGCCUAUUUCUACUCUUCCUAUUCACAUUACAAUCUCAGACUUGCUCCACCCAUCUUUGCCGUUGAAAGUGUCGAUGGAAAGACUUACGAUUCCAUCAAACAAAUUAAAAAGGGUGAAACUAUUGAACAAAAGAUUGCCUUUUUCUCUUAA
Cavenderia fasciculata is the source of this 1308-nucleotide messenger RNA. It is a transcript of the gene ddcB, whose product is annotated as group IV decarboxylase. Bases 1 to 1308 code for a protein of 435 amino acids. Gene Ontology annotation, molecular function: diaminopimelate decarboxylase activity. Lineage: Eukaryota; Evosea; Eumycetozoa; Acytosteliales; Cavenderiaceae. The record is from RefSeq and is a predicted model, not a curated record. The transcript is spliced from 3 exons. Gene Ontology annotation, biological process: polyamine biosynthetic process.